GGAUGAUGUGUGGGUUUGCGCAUGCGUCCUGGCUCAGCAACAACAUCAGGAGUACAGAGGGGGAUGGCGGAGGAUGGUAAGGAAGACCCGGUGGCGACGGACGGUGUUUCUGACCACACGGCUGCAGAUGGGAGAUACAGCUUAAACGACACGAUGGUGGAGGAGGGCUCGAUGCUCCUUCGCAGGAUGGAGAUCUGUGUUGCUGAGGCAGAGAAAAGGAGUGGUAAAAACUCAGUCAACAUGCAGGAGACGUUCACCGUGUACCUCAUCGAAACGCGGCCAAUGGAUGCAGUGGCUGAAGGUCGUAACCUAGCCCCUGACUCUCUGUGGAGGAGAUACAGUGAAUUUGAACUGCUGAGGAACUACCUAAUAGUUACCUAUCCUUACAUCGUGGUCCCCCCGCUGCCUGAGAAGAGGGCAGAGUUUGUGUGGCACAAGCUGUCAGCCGACAACAUGGACCCAGACUUUGUGGAGCGCCGCAGGGUAGGGCUGGAGAACUUCCUGCUUCGUGUGGCUUCACAUCCAGUCCUCUCCAAUGACAAGAUUCUCUACCACUUCCUCACUGAGGAACAUGGCUGGAAGGAAGUGGUGUAUGAGACAGGAUUCCAGGCAAAGGCAGAUUCCAGGUUGAGAGCUCUCAGUGCCACCUUCAGGGUGAGAAAUCCAGAUAAACGGUUCAUGGAAAUGAAACACUACAGUGAUGAGCUGCAGUCUCACACAUCUCAGCUACUCCGAACGCGAGCAAGGGUUGCAGAUAGACUCUACGGUGUUUACAAAGUCCAUGGGAACUAUGGAAGAGUCUUCAGUGAGUGGAGCGCAAUCGAGAAAGAGAUGGGAGAUGGACUGCAAAGUGCUGGUCAUCAUAUGGACGCAUAUGCUGCCUCAAUAGAUGACAUCUUAGAAGAAGAGGAACAUUAUGCAGACCAAAUGAAAGAAUAUCUCUUCUAUGCUGAAGCUCUGAGAGCAGUGUGCAGAAAGCAUGAGCUGACCCAGUUUGAGCUUGAGAUGGCCUCUCAGGACCUCAUCUCCAAGAAGCAGCAACAUGAGGCGUUGGCUACAGGGAUCGUGCGGACAUUCUCCUUCAAAGGAAUGACCAACAAGCUUUUUGGCCAAGAGGCACCUGAGCAGAGGGAAGCCAGGCUGAAGCUGCUGGAGGAGCUGAUAGUAGAGGGUGAAGAGACCAUCAAGGAGAAAACGGUCGAGUGCGAAGAGCAUGUUGAGAAAGCAUGGGUGGACAUGCAGCGUUUUAAGGAGCUGAAAGACAAAGAUCUCCGGGAAGCACUCAUUAACUAUGCUGUCAUGCAAAUCAGCAUGUGCAAAAAGGGAAUACAAGUGUGGAGCAAUGCCAAAGAAUGUUUUCUCAAGAUGUAAAGCUGAAGCCAUAUUUAGAGGAUGUCCACCCAGUGAACGUCAGUGAAGAUUGGUUGUGGAUGCUGGUUGAAGUCUGAAAACAACCACAGAAAAGUGACAAAACUGUGUGUAAAUAUAAUGUAAUUCCGAGUGUUGAUACAAAACAUGUUAACAUGCAACUAAUUUUCAAUAGUGAUCUACAUUCACUAUUAACAUUUUGAGGAGGGGAAAGACAUGGGGUGGUGGUAAGAAGGUGUGUGAUGGAACUCACAAAGCAUAUGGGGACCAGGGUUCACAGUUGAAUUUUUGAAUAUUAAAGUCAUCACUCAACAGAUCAUUCUCUUAAACCAUAAAGAGAUCACUUGACAUUUUUUCACAUGUUAAAAUCAAUUAACUAGUCCUUGGAUCAAUAAUUUGACUUUUGUCAAAGACACACUAUUAAGUUGUAUAGUGGGAAGUGUAUGAGUCAGUUGUUUUGGAAUUAGUUAUCUCAGACAGUGCUGCAUGGAUUUUCACUCUUUUUACAUUUUGUAUCUUCUCAGUUGCCCAACUUGAAGAGAGUUGUGUUAAAUUGCUUGAGGGCGCUGAGAGUACACACAUACAGUAUGUACUGUACUUUACUGUGGCCUAUUAGUUCAGUUUGUUUAGUAGUCGUAAAGGCUGCCAAACUCUGGUACUUUAGAGGGGAAGGUCUAGUUCCAAUUGUGGUUUCUUUCUUUGACUAUGGUUGGGAUUAAACUAAUAGUCAUCUAAAUGUGUCCUUUAUACUUAUAUGUCAUGAAUUCUGGGUGAAUUUUAACUUUUCCAAAAUAGAAAAAAACAUUGCUGACCAAGAAACCAAACUUCUUAGCUUAGUUUACAUCUAAACAAGCUGUUUGUCCCCAGGAAGAAUUCCACUGAUACAAGGAUUUUUUUUUUUACAGGGAGUGUUUAGUAACAUCUACAGUAUGUAGCAGAGCUGAGCUGUUGUGGCUUGUUAAUGUGGCAGUACCUGAGCUUAUGAUAACUGGUUGGUCAGGUUAACGACUGUUUCAUGGCAAGUCCAAACUGUAAUCUAAAAACUCUAUUUUUAUUUGUGUCACAGACACGUACCAUGUGACCUUUCAUACACGCUGGACAUAGGCAUACCAAGAAAAACAGGAAGCAGAAAAUCCUACAACCAAUUUUUACUUUUGAAUCUCUGUACUUGCUUACACUUAAUUUAAUUUUAAUUUCAAAUAGAUGUUACAGGUGCCAGGCGGGUAUGGGGCAACAGAUAACUUUACCUGUGGAUAGGACAAAAAUACUGAAGCAGGGAGAAGUGACUACUCUAAACAGUUCUGUGAUAGUAUGGGAUUGAGUUGGCUAACUCAAAUUACAGUUCCUCAACUUUUCUCUGCUGUGAGGCAAUUGCUCAUGUGUUUGCUUGAAAUUAACAAGUCAAAGUGAAGAGGCUAUGUAAGAUGUGGGAUAGAUGAUACUCAGUUUAAGAUGAUUUUAUUAAAUUUCAACUGAAAUUAACCAUU
Acanthopagrus latus (yellowfin seabream) is the source of this 2855-nucleotide messenger RNA. RefSeq names its product sorting nexin-4-like. The record is from RefSeq and is a predicted model, not a curated record. The transcript has 14 exons. The coding region runs from base 22 to 1371 and encodes 449 amino acids. NCBI's taxonomy places the organism in Eukaryota, Metazoa, Chordata, Actinopteri, Spariformes, Sparidae. Gene Ontology annotation, biological process: protein transport. Gene Ontology annotation, molecular function: phosphatidylinositol binding.